This is a messenger RNA of Cordyceps militaris CM01, 1104 nucleotides long. Its product is annotated as TPR domain protein. Lineage: Eukaryota; Fungi; Ascomycota; Sordariomycetes; Hypocreales; Cordycipitaceae. The coding region runs from base 1 to 1104 and encodes 367 amino acids. The record is from RefSeq and is a predicted model, not a curated record. The transcript has 2 exons. Gene Ontology annotation, molecular function: protein binding.
AUGCAAAACGCAGCAGAGCCCUCCUCAAAGGCGACUGCCGCCAACAACGCAGCGUCUGUUCCAUGCGAUCUUCCUCAAAGCUUUGGAUCGGUGGAGGUCCGUCCCGCCGGGGCCAUGGGCAACGGGCUGUUUGCCACCUGCGACAUACCUGCUGGCAGCAGGAUCCUGGCCGAGACGGCCAUGUUUGCCUUGUCCCGUACCUAUCAUGGGCCUGACUGUGUAAAUGCGUUCUGCACCGAGUUGCAGCGACUGUCGCUGGCCGAGAAGAAGGCGUUUGACGAGCUCUAUCACAGCACCUACCACAUCACCCCUGUGCUACGAAGCAAGGUCCGUGAAUGGUACAAGCACAACGUAGUGACCGACACAGAUGGGAGUGUGCUCAAGGGAAAGAGGCUUCAAGACGUCUCGAAAGCGACCGUGAAGCGAUUUGCUAAAUUCUUCAACAACUUUGUGGAAAUGGACCCCAAAGACGCUCAUGGCGGCCUGUUUGCCCUUUCCAGCCGCAUCAAUCACUCUUGCAUUCCCAAUGCCCACCAGUCGUACAAUCCAACCAUUGGCCGUCUCACUGUUCAUUCGAUUCGUGCCAUUCGUCCUGGCGAACAAAUCACCGUCAGCUACUUCGAGAAUGCUUGCCGGCCGAAGCCGGAGCGAGCCUUCCUUCUCCAACGACGUUGGCGCUUUUCAUGCUCCUGCCUCGCGUGCACCGAUCCAGGCAUCGAAAAUGGCAGGAAGCGCAUGCGCCAGCUGGACCAACGCCUCGCAGUCUAUGCUUGUCCAUUGGCUCGCUUCAUUCUCCGUAUGGACUCGCCGGAGAACGACAGCGAGGCACUUGACGACGCCCAGGAGCUCAUCACGCUUCUCAAAGAGCAAGGCCUAGAAGAAAUGGGGCUUUGCAACACGUAUCGAGCGUGCUCCAAGUUCAGCCUCGCACUGGGCGCCUGGAAGGCCGCCAAGGACUUUGCCGUGCGCGAACUUGAACUUGAGCGACGCCUCAUUGGGACGGAAACGGAGCACUUGGGGCAUGAGGGCGCAGAAUUUUGGUUGCGGCUGUUAACAGUAUUUGCGAGCGACGCAUUUGCCCACGUUACCGAACUCCAGGAAUGA